This is a messenger RNA of Stegostoma tigrinum, 738 nucleotides long. Its product is annotated as EEF1A lysine methyltransferase 3-like. The coding region runs from base 1 to 738 and encodes 245 amino acids. Gene Ontology annotation, molecular function: protein-lysine N-methyltransferase activity. Lineage: Eukaryota; Metazoa; Chordata; Chondrichthyes; Orectolobiformes; Stegostomatidae. Gene Ontology annotation, biological process: peptidyl-lysine methylation. The record is from RefSeq and is a predicted model, not a curated record. Gene Ontology annotation, cellular component: cytoplasm; cytosol. The transcript is spliced from 4 exons.
AUGGCAACCCAACUGAAAAACAAUAGAACUCAGGCUAUUCCAAAGGAUGAGGAUUUCAUUUGUCAGCGUCGCUACAACGCAUGUGGUUUCGUUUUAAAUAUCAGCAUGUACUCGUUUACUAAGUUAGGCUUUGGUUCGAAAGUCUGGGAUGCACAGGAUCUGGAUAAUGUCCAGGCAUUCGGCUUAACCCACAAACACAGUGGCUACAAGAGCAGGCCAGAAGCUAGGAAUGUUGCAGCGACUCUUACUUUGCUUCAGUACUUUGAGGAACAGAAGAUGAGUUUCUCAGAGAAGAAUGUGAUUGAACUUGGUUCAGGCACUGGGAUUUUGGGCAUUGUGACAGCUCUUCUGGGCGGAAAUGUCACUAUUACAGACAAACCAGAGCUUCUGAAGCAAAUGGAAUGGAAUGUUUUGGUUAAUAUACCUUCUACCUGCCAAUCUCGUAUCAAAGUGCGCGCUCUCUCCUGGGGAUACGACCAUAUGUUGUUUCCUUCAGACUAUGAUUACAUCCUUUGUGCAGAUAUAAUGUAUGCCUACGACAGUGUUCCUUUAAUCCUAAGGACACUUCUACACCUCAGCAAUGAAAAGACGAUUAUUUAUUUCGCCUCAACCAUGUCUUUUGGUCAUAGUGUGAUAAACUCUGGUUACCAAAUUCUAUUCAAGCAUUUUUACUCUCAGCUUGUUUACAGAAAUAAAAUCAACGAUGUUCGCGUGUAUAUGAUGACUAAAAUUAUUUAA